Molecule: messenger RNA, 1020 nt
Organism: Saitoella complicata NRRL Y-17804
Lineage: Eukaryota; Fungi; Ascomycota; Saitoellomycetes; Saitoellales; Saitoellaceae
Product: TRAP-like protein
Exons: 4
Coding region: 1-1020 (339 amino acids)
Source: RefSeq, a predicted model, not a curated record
AUGUCCUACCAAAAUCAAGAGAUGCCGUACGGCCAGGUCCAUUCUGGCUCCCCUGGUCAGGAAUGGUUGCAACGCUCGCCCAGCUUCCCUCAAGGUCAAUAUCCCGCCGACGACAAGCCUCGCAUGCAUCGCGGAAUCUCUGAUCCAGCUUACCCGGGAGGAUACCCUGAGGUUGGAUACAAUCCUAGCGGCGACAUGUCCCCGCCGAUGGGUAUGCGUGCUGGGCCAGGCUCCCCGCCCACCUAUCUUGGUCAGAAUAUGGUGCCUGGUCACAAUCAAUCUUAUGGCAGCUCGAACGAAAAGAUUGGUUUGAACGUAACUCAAUCAGGAGUGCCUACCCAAGUGGCGGGCAGAUAUGGGAAUAUAAUGAGCUGGGAAUUAUUGUAUAGGUCUACGAACACUCUUUUGAAGGUCCAACUUCAAGCCGGCGCAUCUCUCAAUGCCCAUUCUGGGUGCAUGGUCGGGAUGUCGCACAGCAUCGCCAUCGAGAGCAAGACAAAGUUUGGCAAUAUGUUCAAGUCAGGUGAAGUUUUCUCGUCGACAUUCCAUGCCAAGAACGGUCCUGGAUAUAUCCUGCUUGCUCCCGCGAUUUAUUCGGACGUCAUCGCUCUAGAGGUGAAUGGUUCUGAUGGUUACUUGAUCGGAGACGCCGAGCAAUACAUCGCUUCCACGCUAGAAAUAAAAAAGGAGACCAAAUUCGCAGGACUUAGUAACGGAGUGUUAUCCGGCACAGGCCUAGCCAUCAUCAAGAUAUCGGGACGCGGCGUUUGCUUUGUUAAGGCUAUCGGCGCCAUUCACCGUAUCGACUUACAGCCAGGCGAGGACUUUAUCAUCGACAACGGGCAUCUUUGCGCCUGGACUUCAACCAUGAAGCUCAAGACCGAAACGGCCGGCGGCUUCUUCACAUCCCUGAAAACCGGCGAGGGUAUCGUUUGUCGCUUCACAGGCCCUGGUACGAUCUAUCUCCAGACGCGCAAGCCCAAAGCCGUUGCUGCGUGGAUCAAAGAGCAGAUGGAAUAG